This is a messenger RNA of Diospyros lotus (date-plum), 1434 nucleotides long. RefSeq names its product malate dehydrogenase, glyoxysomal. The transcript has 9 exons. Bases 142 to 1212 code for a protein of 356 amino acids. NCBI's taxonomy places the organism in Eukaryota, Viridiplantae, Streptophyta, Magnoliopsida, Ericales, Ebenaceae. Gene Ontology annotation, molecular function: L-malate dehydrogenase (NAD+) activity. Gene Ontology annotation, biological process: malate metabolic process; tricarboxylic acid cycle. The record is from RefSeq and is a predicted model, not a curated record. Gene Ontology annotation, cellular component: chloroplast; cytoplasm.
ACAUCCUUCACGUCAGCCUCCUCGUCUUGGACUGUCCAAGCAUUGCCACCAUUGCUGUUCACGUCCAUACAUUUCCCCUUUCCCCAUAAAUCCAAUCCCCAAUUGCUCCAUUACUCUCACGGGCUCAGGCUGAACCCAAAAAUGCGGCCAACUGCAGAAGCUAACCAACGCAUUGCCAGAAUCUCGGCUCAUCUCCAUCCUUCCAAUCUUCAGAUGGAGGAGAGUUCCAUUUUGGGGAGAGACAAUUGUAGGGCAAAAGGUGGUGCUCCUGGGUUCAAAGUUGCCAUACUGGGUGCUGCUGGAGGCAUUGGCCAGCCCCUUGCCUUGCUAAUGAAGAUGAAUCCUCUGGUUUCUGUUCUUCACCUCUACGAUGUAGUCAAUUCCCCUGGUGUCACGGCCGAUGUCAGUCAUAUGGACACUGGUGCUGUGGUUCGUGGUUUUCUGGGGCAGCCGCAGCUUGAGAAUGCUCUUACCGGGAUGGACGUUGUGAUCAUACCUGCCGGGGUACCGAGGAAGCCUGGGAUGACAAGGGAUGAUCUUUUCAACAUCAAUGCUGGAAUUGUGAAGACACUUUGUGAAGGAAUUGCCAAGUGCUGCCCCAACGCGCUCGUCAACUUGAUCAGUAAUCCGGUGAACUCUACUGUGGCAAUUGCGGCUGAGGUUUUCAAGAAGGCUGGAACCUAUGAUCCCAAACGGCUUUUAGGAGUUACAACACUUGAUGUUGUGAGAGCCAAUACCUUUGUGGCAGAAGUUUUGGGACUUGAUCCCAGAGAAGUCGAUGUCCCAGUUGUUGGAGGCCAUUCCGGAGUGACGAUAUUGCCUCUUCUGUCACAGGUUAAGCCUCCCUGCUCAUUCACUCGAGAAGAGACAGAAUAUCUCACUAACCGAAUUCAGAAUGGUGGAACAGAGGUGGUUGAGGCAAAAGCUGGGGCUGGUUCUGCAACACUGUCAAUGGCAUAUGCAGCUGCCAAAUUUGCAGAUGCUUGCCUUAGGGGCUUGAGAGGAGAUGCUGGCAUUGUUGAAUGUGCUUUUGUGGCUUCCCAGGUGACAGAACUCCCUUUCUUCGCAUCCAAGGUUCGACUUGGCCGCACUGGAGCCGAAGAGGUUUAUCAACUUGGACCCCUGAACGAGUUUGAGAGGGUUGGGUUGGAGAUAGCAAAGAAAGAACUAGCAGCCAGCAUCCAGAAGGGAGUCUCCUUCAUUAGGAAGUGAAGGAGGAGAUGAGCAGAUCUCAUGUAUCAUUGUGGAGGUGGAGGGUUUCCUAAACCUCUGAAAAUGCUUUGUAUAUUAUGUUGCUUUUCCGAGUUAUAUGCCCUAGAAGGCAGUAGUUUCCACUUUGACCCUCAAACUGAUGGUAUGAUUUUUCCUCCUAUGCCCAUGAUGCACUUGGAUCUAUGAGAAAUUAUCGAAUGAGAAAGUAUCCGUUGGAAAUUA